CAAAACGCUGUCCUCAGAUUCAUUAAUUAGCCCCUGCAAGUCCUCCUCAACCAUGGUGAAGGGCGAGGUGAAGGUCGCGUACCAGGGCAUGCCUGGCGCCUACUCUGAGAAGGCGACGCGGCAGUUGCUCGGAUCAUCAACCAACGUCGUGGCCGUGGGGUAUCCGUCCUUCGAGGAGGCGUUCCUGGCUGUAGAGCGCGAGGAAGCCGAGUUUGGCGUGCUGCCCAUCGAGAACUCUCUAGGCGGCAGUAUCCACGCCAACUACGACCUGCUGCUCAAGUUCGACCUUCAUAUUGUGGGCGAAUACGAUCUGCGCGUGGAGCACUCGCUGCUGGCCCUACCAGGCGUGAAGAAGAGCGACAUCAAGACGGUCAUCAGCCACCCGCAGGCGCUGGCCCAGUGCGCCAAUACCAUCGCAUCCAUGGGUGCCAAGCCGCGCGCCGAGUACGACACGGCCGGCAGCGCCAAGAUGCUGGCCGACAACCAAUGGAAAGACACGGCCGCCGUGGCCAGCGACCUGGCAGCCGAAUACUACGGCCUGCAGGUGCUACAGCGGAACAUUGAAGACGACGCCGGCAAUUUCACCCGCUUCCUGCUGCUGAGUAGGAAGGGCCUAGAUGCCAAGGCGGACACGGAAUUCAAGACAUCACUCGUCUUCUCCUUCAUGGACAGCAAUGAGAAGGGCCAGCUGUACAAGGCGCUGUCGGCCUUCUCACUGCGAGACAUUGACAUGUCCAAGAUCGAGAGUAGACCCUGGGGACACACGGCCGAGCAGCAGUACCAAGAUUCUGUACAGUCCGAGGACUUUUCACUGUCGGCCGAGAGCGUCCGCAGGAAGUACAGCUACCUGUUCUACGUGGAUCUCAUUGGCCACCAGACAGACGAGAACAUCAUCAAUGCGCUGCGUCACUUGCGCGAGUUCUGUAAGUUUGUACGCGUGCUGGGCUCAUAUCCGACCAAGGGAAAGUUACUGGGAGACGUACGCAAAACACUGGAAGCCGUCGGUGCGUACCAGGCCAACCCGAUCACGGCCUCGCCGGCCAUUGCGCCGCAACCCAAGGCCGAGCGUUUGAAUAUCGGUAUCUACGGCUUCGGUAACUUCGGCCAGUUCCUGGCCAAGACGAUGGCCAAGACGCAUGAGGUGCGGGCCACCUCCAGGACGGACUAUUCUACUGUGGCCACCGAGCUGGGAUGCAAGUAUUACUCGUCGGCGACGCAGCUCGAGCAGUUUUUCGAUGGCCUGGACGUACUCCUGCUGGGUGUCAGUAUCCUGUCGUUUGAAAGUGUAUUGAGCAAAAUCCCCAAGCAUCUGCUGGAAAACGUCGUUAUUGUGGACGUGCUGUCUGUCAAGACGCACCCGAAGCAGAUUAUGCUUCGAGAUCUCCCGCAGAGCGCGAGUAUCUUGUGUACACACCCGAUGUUUGGCCCCGAAAGUGGUAAGUAUUCGUGGAGAGGCCUGCCAAUGAUGUAUGAGAAGGUGCGAAUCCUCUCAGGUGAACACAACCACGUGAUGGACAAUUUCCUGCGCAUUUUCGAGACAGAACAGUGCCGCAUGCUGGAAAUGACGUGCGAGUCUCACGACGAGUACGCUGCUAGCAGCCAGUUCUUGACGCACUUGACUGGACGAAUUCUCAGCGUGCAAGGUGUGAAGAACACGCCUAUCGACACUCGUGGCUUUAAAAAUCUCGUACGACUUGUGGAAGACACGUGCAAGGACAGCUUCGACCUAUUCCAGGGUCUCUACAAGUUCAACCCCAACUCCGAGCAGCAGAUUCAAAAGUUCCGUGAAUCACUAGACGAAGUCACACAGAAGCUGGGCAACAAGCCAGCCACCAAGUCUGCUAUCCACCAGGACGCCCCGAUGGCGGAGAAGUACCCGCAGAACCCGCUGCUGGGAAAGAUCGCGGCGUCCAAGACGGUGGUCAUCCACGGCAUGGCGAAGCAGCUGGAGGCCGAGGGCAAGCAGGUGUGGUCUUUGUGCGUGGGUGAGCCAGACUUCGCCCCAGCCGAGCGUGUGCUGAAGGCUGGCAUGACGGCCAUGGAGCAAGGCAAGGUGAAGUACACGGACGUGAAAGGCACAGCGGAGCUACGUACUCUGAUCGCGCAGUACCUGGAGACGUGCAAGGGUCUGAAGUACGACCCAUUGACGGAGAUCCUGGUGUCGAAUGGCGCAAAACAGACGGUGUACCAGGCUCUGUUGACGAUCACGAAGCCUGGCGAGCAGGUGCUGAUCCCAGCGCCGUACUGGGUGAGCUACCCGGAGAUGGUGAAGCUGACGGGUGGCGAGCCUGUGAUCCUGCAGACGAAGCUGUCGGAGAACUACCUGAUCGACCCGGUGGAGCUGGAGAAGGCUCUGGUGGUCAACCCGCGCAUCAAGUCGCUGAUGCUGUGCAACCCGAGCAAUCCUGCUGGCACGGUGCACUCGCCGGCCCAGCUGGAAAGCAUUGCUGCUGUAUUGCGUAAGCCUCAAUUCCGUCACAUCCUGGUGGUCGCCGAUGAGAUCUAUGAGCAGUUGGUGUACCAGGAUGAGGGUGAGGCGAAGCGCGAGCACCAGAGCUUCGCGACGCUGCCGGGUAUGUACGAGCGCACGUUGACAGUGAACGGAUUCUCGAAGUCGCACGCGAUGCCGGGUCUGCGUAUCGGGUACCUGGCUGCGCCCAAGUACUUCGUCCAGGUGUGCACGAAGCUGCAAGGCCAGCUGACGUCGUGUGCAAGCUCGGUGGGCCAGGCUGCCGCCGUGGAGGCGAUGAAGUUCGAGAUGGAGUGUGUGUCGCAGAACAAGGAGCGCAUGACGGAGACGCUGGCGAUUAUGGACGAGAAGCGCAAGUACAUCGUGAAGCGUCUGCAGGCGAUCCCCCAGUUGGAAUUCGCGUACCCGACGUCGGCGUUCUACGUGUUCCUGGACUUGGCGUCGUACUUCGAGGGCAAGCAGGGCGUGACGGCGGAUAAGAGCGAGGUGGUGAAGGACGCGGAUGGUUUCUGUGAGUACUUGCUGCGCCACUACCACGUGGCUCUGGUUCCCGGUUCAGCGUUCGGCGUGAAGAACGGUCUUCGCAUCUCGUACGCUAGUUCGAUGGAGACGAUCAAGCAGGCACUCGAUGGACUAGUGCAAUCGCUAGGCGAUUUGACGUUUGAAUAGGUUGGUUGUUGAUCUAACGACAAUUUUCAUCCCAAAAAAAAAAUAUCACACUAAAAAAAAAACGUCCA
Phytophthora nicotianae INRA-310 is the source of this 3207-nucleotide messenger RNA. RefSeq lists its product as hypothetical. Gene Ontology annotation, molecular function: pyridoxal phosphate binding; prephenate dehydrogenase (NADP+) activity; prephenate dehydrogenase (NAD+) activity. Gene Ontology annotation, biological process: L-tyrosine biosynthetic process; L-phenylalanine biosynthetic process. The transcript has a single exon. Lineage: Eukaryota; Oomycota; Peronosporomycetes; Peronosporales; Peronosporaceae. The record is from RefSeq and is a predicted model, not a curated record. The coding region runs from base 53 to 3139 and encodes 1028 amino acids.